CCCUUCUCUGGCUCCCUGACCUCACUGAGGUUGCAGCAGGCCUGGGGGCCUAGGGGAGACAUGGAGAAAGAGACGGGGGAUCCCCUGGCUGGAGCCGACCAACAGAGUAGGCAGUCAUGGCCGGAGAACGGGAUGUCAGAGUAAUGUUUGGCCUCUGGAAACAUCUCUUACAGGACGGCCAGCCAACGUCCACUAGGUAGGACAGCCAUCCGCUGGGAAGAGCUGGAGCCUGCGGGGACCUGGCUGGAUAGGUAUGGGGGAUCCUGGCCAGUGCCCUAGUCCCCGGGCCCCCCAUGGCAGUCCCCCGACUCUAAGCACCCUCACUCUCCUGCUGCUCCUCUGUGGAUAUGCUCACUCUCAGUGCAAGAUCCUGCGCUGCAAUGCGGAACACCGCUUCAAAGCCACUGCAGACAGUGGGAAGGGGAGAGCCGAGAGCCCUGGGGCGAGGGGGCUGCUCCUUCCCCUGCGGGAGCUGCUGAGACUGAGGCCAAGGGGAGAGCGGGCUGAGCAGGGAUGGGGAUGGGGGAGAUGGGGGACCCCGCCAGGCCUGGCAGGAGACCCGUCGGAGGCCUGGCCGCGGGGCGAAGGUGCCCGGCUCCGAGUAAACCGCCUCCCUCUCGCCCCCCAGCUCACCAUCAUCUUUAAGAACAUGCAGGAGUGCAUCGACCAGAAGGUCUACCAGGCGGAGGUGGGCAACCUGCCCGCCGCCUUUGAAGACGGUUCCGUCAACGGAGGGGACCGGCCCGGGGCGGUGGAAGACGCCUACUUCCAUUCCUGCGUCUUCGACGUUCUCAUCUCUGGGGACCCCAACUUCACCGUGGCCGCGCGGGCUGCGCUGGAGGACGCCCGCGCUUUCCUGCCGGACCUCGAGAAGCUGCACCUCUUCCCGGCUUUGCCUUCAGUAACUAGGCCCUGA
Molecule: messenger RNA, 916 nt
Organism: Myotis brandtii (Brandt's bat)
Lineage: Eukaryota; Metazoa; Chordata; Mammalia; Chiroptera; Vespertilionidae
Gene: HJV
Product: hemochromatosis type 2 (juvenile)
Exons: 6
Coding region: 254-916 (220 amino acids)
Biological process (GO): BMP signaling pathway
Cellular component (GO): plasma membrane
Molecular function (GO): coreceptor activity
Source: RefSeq, a predicted model, not a curated record